Molecule: messenger RNA, 6293 nt
Organism: Poecilia reticulata (guppy)
Lineage: Eukaryota; Metazoa; Chordata; Actinopteri; Cyprinodontiformes; Poeciliidae
Gene: pear1
Product: platelet endothelial aggregation receptor 1
Cellular component (GO): membrane
Molecular function (GO): protein binding
Source: RefSeq, a predicted model, not a curated record
AGGAUCCCCCCUCUUUCUCUCUCUGCUCCCCGUCACUUCCCUCCCCCGGUUGGAUGCUCGGCUGUUUCUUCUCACUUCUUAAUGUUUACUCGGACUUGUAGCUUCUUUGACACCGAGAUUCGUUAGAAACCGGAACCGAACCGAACCGAACCGUUUUGUCCUCGGUUCGGUUAUGAACUGAGCUCCCUCCGACCCGGCAGCUGUUGGCCGACUUUAGGACCAUGCAGGCUUUGAGCUCCUCUGCAGCCCUGCAGCUUUUUGGCUUCCUGAUUGGACUGAGCAGCUCCCUGGACCCCAGAGACCCCAACGCCUGCAGCCUGUGGGAGAGCUACACCACCUCGGUGAAGGAGUCCUACUCUCACCCCUACGACCAUGUGACGGAGGAGCCGUGCUCGGACCCCCGGACGUCUUACAGAUGCUCCCGUCACAGGAUCACCUAUAAGACGGCGUACAGGCAGGCGGUGAAGACCGAGCACCGCAGGCGGUACCACUGCUGUCCAGGCUACUAUGAGAGCGGAGGCCGAUGUGUUCCUCACUGCAGUAAGGAGUGCGUCCACGGCCGCUGCGUCGCUCCCAACCGCUGCCAGUGUGAGAGAGGAUGGCGAGGCGACGACUGCUCCAGCUCCUGCGACGACAGACGCUGGGGUCCAGACUGCCAGAAGGAGUGUAAGUGUCAGAACGGCGCGCUCUGCGACCCGGUCAGGGGCGUCUGCCAGUGUCCGCCCGGCUUCAUCGGACGCCUCUGCGAGGACUCGUGUCCGGCCGGGACCUUUGGGAAGGGCUGCCAGCAGAGGUGCAAGUGUGGCAACGGAGGAUCCUGCAACAAAGCAACAGGGGAAUGCAGCUGUCAGAAGGGAUUCACCGGGACUUUCUGUGCGAAGACGUGUAAAGGCUCCUGCCAGCCCAGAUGCCCCUGCCAGAACGAGGGCCGCUGCAAGGGCAACGGGGUCUGCGCCUGUCUGGCUGGGUGGACGGGUUCGAUCUGCACGGAACAAUGUCCAGAGGGAAGGUUUGGGAAAAACUGCUCCGAGGAGUGUGUUUGCCACAACGGCGCUAAAUGUGACCCUUUAACUGGACGCUGCCAGUGUAGAGAGGGUUUCACUGGCAACAGGUGUAACGAGGAGUGCACCGCAGGUACCUAUGGCCAGGACUGUAAAGGUGUGUGCAACUGUGCAAACGGCGCGCGCUGCUUCAACAUCGACGGCAGCUGUUUCUGUGAGCCCGGAUUCAGCGGGCCGCAGUGCAGGAACCGGAUGUGUGGACCUGGGAACUACGGCAUGCACUGCGAACACAAAUGUCUCUGUGAGGAGAAACACACUCUGAGCUGCCACCCCAUGAAAGGCGAAUGCACGUGCCAGCCGGGCUGGGCGGGUCUGUUCUGCAACGAGACGUGUCCUCACGGUUUCUACGGCGACGGCUGCAUGGAGCCGUGUCUGUGUGUGAACGGAGGCGUGUGCGACAGCGCCACGGGACGAUGCCACUGCUCCCCCGGAUUCACGGGCGUUCACUGCGAGACUCCCUGUAAAAGCGGCACCUACGGGAAGAACUGCUCGCUGGAAUGCUCCUGCGAAAACUUUAUCGACUGCUCACCGGUUGACGGCGCGUGCUUCUGCAAAGAGGGCUGGCAAGGGCCAGACUGCUCCGUCCCCUGCGCUGACGGCACCUGGGGCCCUGGGUGCAACGCCACCUGUCGCUGCACCAACGGGGCCAAAUGUGACCCGGCAGACGGAUCGUGCAAAUGCUCAGCUGGAUGGCAGGGGGCGCUGUGUGACCAGCCAUGUGGGAUGGGCUCGUUCGGGCCGGGCUGCCUGAAGAGGUGCGACUGUAUCCACGGCAGCGGUUGCCAGGCGACCAGCGGAGAGUGCCACUGUCUGCCAGGUUGGACGGGGCCGCACUGCAGUGAUCCGUGUCCCGAGGGCCUGUGGGGCCCAAACUGCAACCGCUCCUGCUCGGACCACUGUCCCAACAGCGACACGUGUCUGAGGAAAACCGGGGAGUGUGUGUGCCGGCCCGGAUACUGGGGCGCCGCCUGCCAGAACAAUUCGUCUGAGCGGGUGGGCAGCGUCAUGGUCCCCCUGCCCCCGGGGGAGAGGGAGUCGUGGGGCGCCAUCGGCGGCAUCGUGGUGCUGGUCCUGCUGGUGGUGAUGCUGCUGGCUCUGCUGCUGCUCUACCGGCGCCGGCAGAAGGACAAGCAGAACAACACGCCCACCGUCUCCUUCUCCACCAGCCGCACCGUCAACUCCGAAUACGCCGUCCCAGAUGUUCCCCACAGCUACCAUCAUUACUACUCCAACCCCAGCUACCACACGCUGAGCCAGAACCGGCCGCCGCUGCCGCACCUCCCCAACAACCACGACCGCGUCAUCAAGAACACCAACAACCAGCUGUUCUGCAGCGUGAAGAACGCGGCCAGGGAGCGGCGCGGCCUGUUCGGGGUCGAGACCAACGCCACUCUGCCUGCGGACUGGAAGCAUCACGAGAGCCGCAAGGGUUCAGGAGCGUUUGGCAUCGACCGGAGCUACAGCUACAGCGCCAGCCUCGGAAAAUAUUACAACAAAGAGCUGAAGGACUUGGUGGCGGCGAGCAGCAGCUCUCUGAACAGCGAGAACCCGUACGCCACCAUCAAGGACCUGCCCGGCCCGCCGUUCUGCCCCCCGGAGAGCAGCUACAUGGAGAUGAAGGCGGCCGUGCCGCGAGAGCGAGCGUACACCGAGAUCAGCCCGCCGCCGUUCAGCAUGGCCACGCUGCGCAGAGAGCGGCAGAGCUCCCUGGGUCACGCCCCUCAUGACGACCCCCAGAGCCACUACGACCUCCCCGUGAACAGCCACAUCCCGGGACACUACGACCUGCCUCCGGUGCGCCGGCCGCCCUCCCCGCGGCCCGCCCCGCGCAGAGCGCUGCAGUGAGGGCCGGAGAGGCGCCGCGGGCCCAGCCUCCUCCCUGAGGGCCGAUGGAGAACAACAGACUGUUUGUUCUUCACCUACAAACUCAGUAAGGUCCUGUUUGAGGGCAGCACUGCCCCCCGGUGGCCAUCUGAUGGUACUGCAGCCACCAGGACUGAAGAGCUGGUGACAUCGGAGGAGCUUUGCUGCGACGUGAUUUCAGCUUUCAUUUUCCUUUUCUGACUUCAUUAAAGUAGAAAACAUUUUUUUAAAAUGCAGCCGGCAGCUUCUCACAAACUCUAAAGUGUCUGAAAAUGUCACGAAAGCCAAAGAAAAGCUUCAAUCUCCAGGAAUAUUGGGCCCAGAAUGUGGAUGAAAAACUCUGUACAUAAGGAAGUAAACAUAGCCUCACAUGUUUCCUAUCACCAGAGGAACAUUGUAAAUAAACAAACGGCUCUCCAGGGUUACAAAUCAUGGUUAUUUGGUGUCAUGCAGUAUUUAAAGCGGCAGUAUGUAACAAAUAUAUAAAAAAUAUUCUACAUAUUUGUUAAAACUGUCAUCAUGUCAUGAGUUUCAUAUGAGACAGAUAAUCUGAAAGCAGAGGAGCCGUUUUUUCAGAUCGUCUCACAUCAUGGUGUCACAACAUAGUGACAGUUUCAAUAAAUAUUUAAAAUAUGUUUUGUGUAAGUUAUAUACCUUAAAUAUCAAAUUUAAAAGUCAAAGCUCAGUUUUCAUGUCGUUUCCUUCAGUGGUUCUUGCUGCAGCGCCCCCACAGGCGCGGAGGGGAACAGGAUUUUCAAACUGACUGCAGUGUGAAGGCGAACCAGAGCAGCUGAAAAUGUACCAAUGUUUUUAUUUUGGUUCCCAGUCGAACCGAGUCCAGCAGACCGUCAGCUUGAAGCUGAACCCAGUUUGUUGGUUUCAUUUUCUCAAACCUUUUUGGAGAACCAACCCCAGAUCCUCAGUGUCAACAUUUUAAUGUUUGAGUUAUGAGCCUUGUGGCGCCAUUCAUCAUGCUGGAUAAUCAUGGAUGGAUUUUUAUUUUUUUUGAAGAAGUUGCUCUACCUUUAACUUUUGAUCCAACUCAAUCUCGGGAGGAAGUCUUCCUCAGAAAAGAACCAAUCAUGGAUUGCAGACAUCGACUUUUCCACCCUUGACGGCUCAUUUUCAGAAUCUCUUCUGUCCUUAACGGAGCAGAAACAGAAGUUUUCACCCGUCUGUCUGCAGAUCUGCUGCAAAUGCUGAGCAAGCUCUGCACUGGUGGCAACAUGAAUGACUGCAGAAGCUUCCAGAGGAUUCUCUGCAGCUCAGAUUCCCAACUUGAACUUCUUGAGGAUCCAGAAACUUUCCUCCAGCUGCAGCGUCGUCGUCACUGUUUUAAUGCAAACACAUCAGCAAUCUGCUAACUAGAUGCACAAGUUUCCAGCUGAACUCUUCCUGAAUGGAGUUGGAUUCAUUUAGUAUCAAGUGAAAAUAGUUUCAGUAAACGUUUAACAAUGGAGCGUUUUGCAAUUACGAGACAUUUUCUCAACCUGAAGCUGUAAAUGUCACAGAUUCGAGCCUGGAGCUUCUGCUGCAGCCAUUAAAUGUUUAAUGUCAUUUCUCAACAAAUUAACUUCCACCAGGUUCAUAACUGAUGAAUAUUACAGAGCAGGUGUGUUACCUACCGUGAUCGGUUAAAUAAUCGGUUUUUGUAAAAGAGUUCAAAUAUUUUACUGACUCAAAUGGGAGAAAUGUACAAAAACUGACUUAAAACCUGCACAUUUCCUUCUUUUCUUUUCAUAAAUGACUUACCAAACAUUCUCAGAGCAGUCAAAUGUUUUCAGGAUUUUAACACUUUCAAUGCCGGUUUCAAACAAAAAAAAAGUCCUGAAUGUCAAAUUAUCAACAAAAUACAUUUUACUGCAUUAUGUAAUCAAAACCUCAUUGAUUUCCAUCAAUACAAAAAUCUGUCGCACUGUAAAAACAAAAUCUAAAGUGUUUAGUUUUUACUGCAAAUAACUUGUUGCACUUGAAUUAAGACUAAUAGUAACUUAUCAGAAAUACAGGCUCGUUUCAAGUCCACAAUUCUUGAAUUUAGAUGGAAAAAAUAUUAGAUUCUUUCACUUGAAAUGGGAAAAAUGUGUUGAGUGAAAAACGCCAGUGUAAUUAGUCUUAAUCUUAAGUGUAAUACUUAAGAUUAAGUUUUUUAGUGCAGUUCAGUGUUUCAUUAUGAAGUGAUAUUAGAAAUAAAAUGCCUGAUCAUGGAGGUGUGACCACCAGGGGGCGCCAGAAGUUUGAAUAUUCAGUAUUUUUCAUAAAGUUUCCCACAGAGCAGAUCCAACGUCUUCAGUUAAAAACUUUCUGAUUCCACCUGAAUGUACUUUGUGUUGUAAAUAUUUUUUAAACAUGUAAUCUUGUAUUUCUGAAUGUAAAUGUGGGAACAUAUAUGCGUUUGUAUGAUGCAAAUAAAAACAUUCGCACUUUUUCAGCUGUUGUGAUAAAUUGGAGGAAAAGAAAACAUUGGGAAAAAUAGCUUUUAUUUGGCUUCAUUUUAGAAAAAAAAAAUACAAUUACAAGUCAAAGCAUGGCGUUUUGUUUCCAAUCAUUAUUCCACUUUAAAGGGAGGAAAAACUUUGACAUCAACAGAUUUGGGUAAAAUUUGAGACGUUUAAACAGGAUGAGCAUCUUUUCUGUCUGAAAAAAUGAUAACUUCUCUAUAUAAAUCAUAAAAACAUGGUGAAAACUAGAUCUUUGCUCUUUCAAAUGGAGGUCAUGGGGUGUUUUUAGAAGGUUGCUGAGGCACUUUAUGGUUUUAAAAAUAAUAUUUUUGGCCUGAAUGACAAAUCAGACAAAAAAAAAAAAAUCCAUCAAGUAUUUUCUGUGCUGAUAAACAUGGAGUAUAAAUGCAUAAAGCUGCCAAACUACAGUACAAAUCUACCUGCUUUGCAUACAUGCUGCAGACCUCUAAAAGCAGCGCAUAAAGUCCAAAAUCCCCAAAAUAUUUCUAAAGAUGCAGAGUUCAACUGGAAAAAAGAAAAGAAAGAAGACCUUGUGACCAGUUUUACAGAGCGACAAACCGAGGAGGAGGAGGAGGAGGAAGGCUGACCGUCACAAGACCGAAGAAUCAUGUGAGCACAAAGUUUUUCCUCUGAAGGCAAAUUUAACUGCUGCCUCCAGCAGCUUCCUGUUUGUUUUAUUCAAAUAAAUCCAGGGAAGAAAAUUUAUAUUCUCAGAUUAGAAUCACUAGAAAUUAAAACAUCCAGAAUGAAAACUGGUUUCACUGGGUUCACAUGCAGCCCAGCGAAGGGAAGGACUGGAUCCAAAGGGACGGUGGCAUGUUGAGAACAGAAAGGAAAAGUGACACCCGGCAGUUUCUGGAGCAUCCGACAGUCAGACAGCGGCUUAAAGCUGCAGUACGCAACUACACUU